AUGGAUGACGUUACGUUCCGUCUAGAAGAUUGGACAAUUGGGAGGGAGGGAUGGAUAGGCAAGCAGAGGAAGCUGUUACGAACAAUCCCGGGACCGGGAGGCUGCUGGAGCCUGGAGGAGGCAAAUUUUCAGCAGCCAAGCAAAGCAACCACCACUGACCCCUAUAUCAACCUCGCAUGGCCUCAUCUGGCAUCAGUCCAACUAUUCCAGUCCCCAAUUGUCACCCACUGGCCACUGCCUUCUCAAGCUCGUCCGACGUUGAUACCAUUGGCGGUCGCCAUGGCCGUGGCGCCGGACCAGCAGCAGCCACCUGCAGGGGCAGGGGCCUCCUCGACUGGCUCGACAUCUCCUCGCCUCCGCGUACACGUACACGACACCACCCUCGUGCCUCCGUCUCCGUCACCGCCGGAGACCUCGCUCCCGCUCACCUUCUUCGACGUCUUCUGGCUGCAGUCCCUGCCCGUCGAGCGCCUCUUUCUCUACCACCUCGGCCCCGACGCUGACGUCGCCGCCAUCAUCUCCAACCUCCGGGACUCCUUGCACCAAGCCCUCCGCUCCUUCUACCCUCUCGCCGGCCGCGUCCGCCUCACCCCCGGCUCGUCCGACCGCUACGAGCUGCACUACCGCCCGGGAGACGCCGUCACCUUCACCGUCGCCGAGUGCGACGACGAAGACGCGGACGCGCACUUCGACGCCCUCGCCACCGACAAGCCCCGGGAGGUUGCCAAGAUCGCCGAGCUCGUGCCGCCGCUGCCGGGAGGCGGCAGGUUGAUCGCCGUCCAGGUCACGCUCCUUCCGGCGCGCCGAGGCCUCGCCAUCGGCGUCACCGUGCACCACGCCGCCUGCGACGGCUCGGGCUCCACGCACUUCCUGCACACCUGGGCGGCCGCCUGCAGAGGCGGCGGCGCCGAAGCGCCGCUGCCGCCGCCUGUCAUCGACCGGACUCUCCUCGCCGACCCAAGGUGCCUGUACGACGUCUUUGUCCAGACGGCGCCGAGCAGUGAAGAGUAUCAGUUCGUCAAGAUGUCCGCCGACCAGCUCUUCGCCACGUUCACGCUGUCCAAGGACGACCUGAAGCGCGUCAAGGAUGCCGUGGCCGACGAGGCUGCGCGGCGCGGCGUCGCGUCGCCCCGGUGCUCCUCUCUCGUUGCCACCUUCGGCCUCGUCUGGUCGUGCUACCAGCGAGCCAAGGAGAGCAGCGGCGGCGGCGGCGCAGGAGAGGGCCUGAUGGCCUACAUGGCCUUCCCCGUCGACCACCGCUCGCGGAUGAAUCCUCCCCUGCCUGACAAGUACCUGGGCAACUGCGUCGGCCCAGCGUUCCCGCUGGCACCAAAGGACGAGCUGGCCGCGGCCGGCGCAGGCGGGCUCUUGAGCGCGUGCGCCGCCGUCGCCUCCUCCAUCGACGAAGCUGUGCGCGACAUCGGGACGUCAAGCAUGGAUGCGUGGAUGGACCGCCUCAGGGAGCUAGUCCCGAUGGGUUUACUGACCGUGGCCGGAUCGCCGAGGUUCCGCGUCUACGACCUGGACUUCGGAUUCGGCCGGCCGGCGAAGGUGGACGUCGUGUCCGUGGCCAGGACGGGCGCAGUGGCGGUGGCGGAGAGCCGGGAUGGCGACGGCGGGAUAGAGGUGGGUGUCUCUCUGCAGCCGGCUGCCAUGGAGAGGUACACGAAGUGCUUCGCGGAUGCUAUCGCGUGGCUCCACCAGAGGACAUGA
Messenger RNA from Miscanthus lutarioriparius, 1713 nucleotides. Lineage: Eukaryota; Viridiplantae; Streptophyta; Magnoliopsida; Poales; Poaceae. The record is from the annotation of a GenBank genome assembly.